CGCUCCCCAAGUGUUGCCCCGCCCCUCCCACUUCAUCUAGAGGAAAGGACUUGCAACCCAACAACAUAUUUUAUGACGAACCAACCUUUUCAUAUAAAAGCGACUGGUUUUACAGCUUUUUAAUCAGUAUGUAGCCUGAGGCUGUUUAAUCGGUGGUAGCUUUCUGUUCCACGUAGCCUUGUGCCCCUCACUCCCGGUUCUCAAGAUGUGCCUCUUGUUUACACCAAACCGUUCUUAUUGAAAGCCAGGUCAGGCCAGAAAAGAAAAUGGAUGUCUGAGCCAACUCUAUCAAAGAAAGUGGAAAGCAAGCAAAAGGAGGGCAUCCCAUCAUUUGUUGCAUCCCAGGAACUGGAGCCUAGGGAAGAAAAGCCGGGACGCAUACAAGUUGUGUCAUGAUGUCGGAUCCCCAGGAGAAGGGAGCUCCAGAUGAAGAGGGAAACAUGUCAGAUGUGACAGCAGUACACAUGUGCAGUAAUACUCAGCAUGUACAAGGUGGAGCAUCUGUGUCUUCACCUGUGGCCACCAUACAGGCCCCUGCUACUGCAGCAACAGAGGAUGAGGAUGAGAGUGAGGAUGAGUCAGAAAUCCUGGAAGACAGUCCUUGUGGCCGCUGGCAGAAACGCAGAGAGGAGGUGAAUCAGCGUAAUGUGCCAGGGAUAGAUGCUGCGUACUUGGCAAUGGAUACAGAGGAAGGGGUAGAGGUGGUGUGGAAUGAAGUCAUGAUCUCAGAGAAGAAGAACUUCAAACUGCUGGAGGAGAAAGUGAAGGCCAUAUUUGAUAACCUGAUCCAUUUGGAACAUGCAAAUAUUGUCAAGUUUCACAAGUACUGGGCCGACACAAAGGAGAACCGGGCUAGAGUGAUUUUCAUUACUGAAUAUAUGUCAUCAGGAAGCUUGAAGCAGUUUCUAAAGAAAACAAAGAAGAAUCACAAAACCAUGAAUGAAAAGGCUUGGAAGAGAUGGUGCACACAGAUUCUGUCUGCUCUCAGCUAUCUCCACUCAUGUGACCCUCCCAUCAUCCAUGGCAACCUGACCUGUGACACCAUCUUCAUCCAGCACAACGGGCUCAUCAAGAUUGGAUCAGUUGCUCCAGAUACCAUCAAUAACCAUGUGAAGACCUGCCAUGAGGAACAGAAGAACUUGCACUUCUAUGCCCCAGAAUAUGGAGCUGUUGAUGUCACCACAGCUGUAGACAUCUACUCGUUUGGCAUGUGUGCUUUGGAGAUGGCGCUCUUGGAAAUCCAUGGAAAUGGAGAGUCCUCUUAUGUUUCCCAAGAGGCCAUUAACAAUGCCAUACAGUUACUGGAAGACCCACUGCAAAGGGAGUUGAUCCAGAAGUGCCUUGAAUGUGAUCCCAGCACUCGGCCUACAGCCCGAGAGCUGCUGUUUAACCAGGCUCUGUUCGAAGUACCACUGCUGAAACUGUUGGCUGCACAUUGUAUCGUCAGCCACCAACACAUGAUUCCUGAGAAUGCCCUGGAGGAGAUUACCAAGAACUUGGACCCCAGCCUGAUCAUUGCUGAGACGAAAGAGGACAUUCAGCUUAAGCUUUCACAGUUUCCUGCCUUGGAGCUUGAUAAAUUCCUGGAGGAUGUGAGGAACGGUAUUUAUCCAAUGACAGCGUUCGGGCUGCACUGUCCUCAGCAGCCUGAACAGGAGCCUGUUAAAUCUCCCGUUGACGUCCCCAUGGUCAAAUCCCCAACCCCCGAACCUGCUGAGCUUGAGACACGGCGGGUCAUUCAAAUGCAGUGUAGUGUUGAACCUGUUGAGGAGGGCGCGAAGUAUCAUCUAACCUUACUGCUGAAACUGGAGGAUAAACUGAAUAGACAUCUAAGCUGUGACAUGUUACCUCAUGAAAAUGUUCAAGAGUUGGCUGGAGAGUUGGUGGAGCUGGGCUUAAUCAGUGAGAUGGACCAAAACAAAAUAGCCACUCUACUUGAAGAAACUUUCAGCCAGACUCUUCAUUAGCAACAGUUUCCUCAACAUGUCACUGUCUUCUCAAAAGUACACUCCCAUGAUCUUUUUGGUUACUUAACUAAAGCUUUUGAUGGUAAUGAGACCAAAAUGGUGGAUUUUUUUCUUUGCAUUAUAGGGAUUUAAAAAAAUCUUUAACAUAAAGCCAAAGAAGCCACCUAGAGUGAUUUUACAUGUUUAUUUUAAAAGUCAGAACAUACACACAUAUAUAUACACAUAUGUAUAUAUAUAUAUAUAUGUGUGUGUGUGUGUGUGUGGAAUUCUUCUGAAUGAGUUGGCUACUAAGUUGGCUGUUACAGUGAUUAAAGGGUGGGGCUCAUUGAUACUGUGACACUAAAUCACAAGCUUCACGUUGAAACUCACAGUUGAUUUUCAAUGUGAGGUGUUUAUACUAGGAAUUACCUGGCCCGCUUGUGCUAGAAUGAGUCUAAAUCAUAAUCAAGACUGAUUCAGGUCUUCACUGUUGUCCCACCACAUAUGAACUCAUGUCUCACUACUGUUGUACUUUAAAAUCUUUGGCUAUACAACUGUUUAUCACCAGCAGAGACGAGGGGAUCGGUUUGCAUCCAAAGAAAAAUUUACAAAGUUAGAUAUUUUUUGGAUUAUUUUAUUUUGUUUUUGGAUCUUCAUUUCACAUGGUUCGCCCUCUCAUUUGGCUCCCUUGUAAUUUUUUUCCCACAAGAGAGAAAAUUCCCAAUUCUGUGGCUUUUGUGAUGCGUUUAAUGAACCUGUCACCUAUUGGGUAAAAUAUAUGUAAUAGUUUGAAAACUAGAUGGCAAUAGAUGCAACAUUCGCACUUGGAUUUAGAAAAUGGAUGUAGAAAAAUAUUCCUGAUUAAUAAUUUUUUUAAAAUCUUUGAUAUAGAACAAAAUGUAUGUGUACCACUGCACAUCACAUUUUGGGGGGCAGCAGGCCAGUUCUCUGUGGAAAAAUGGAUACCUGGUUACUUUGAGGUACUGUGAACUUGAUGUUACUGAGUUUCUGUUUGCGUGUUUGUUUUUAUAUGUUGCUCUAGUUUUUUUGCCUUAUUCUGGGCAUGCCUUAAAGUUCUCCUUUCUCAGUUUUGUAUUAUUUUAUUCAUUGUUUUACUGUUUGCUGCUUGUUGGGUUCACACAUGUUUCUCAACCUUGGAAAUUCGUUCAUGUGAGACUUAUGUACUGGACUCGGCUGCCAUAUCAAAGAGAGACCUAUUCCUGAUACAUUUGUGUGAGAGCAUCAUAUGUUGUAUUUAUGUCACAGAUACUGUAUGUUGUGUAUUUCUUUGCUUUUGUUUACAGUGAUUUCACACAGAGACCACAUCGUUGAGAGUCUGAGCCAAUACACAACUUUUCUUGUUUCCGUUUUUAUUGUUUUCAUUUGAUCACCAUUUAAUAAAACUGAGACCUUGUGGGUUGACAUUAUGCUUCGCAGAGUGCAGAGGCUGAAAUCAGAAUUUUGCGUCGUACAGGUCUUGUUUCGACUUGUAUUGAGAUCAGGGAGUUGCCUGUGUGACAUUUUGGCUCAGAACUCUUCGUGGACUGGUACUACUGUGUCUGAAAGCUCAUGCAGUUCAGGUUCUUAGACAGCCAGUAAGAAUGCAUUCUCAGUAUCACUGAGAAAUAUUGUUGGAUCCACUAAAUUACUUUUGCUUUUCCACUGGAAUUUUAUUAAGGUUUACCUGAAGGGUCUAUAAGCACAGUGUCAGUUUAACUGAACUACUGCUGUAUGAGCUUGCAGACAAAGAUCUCCUCCGAUGCCAGUUGCCGAAUUCUAAUGUUAAAUUGCUCACCUCAAUAGUGAGAUCAUAUUAAUCCAGUGAUCUCCACUCAUAUAUUACUGAAGUAUUUUUAAUGUAUUCAUUCUACUUUGUGCUCCAGUCUGCAUUUCGCUUUACAUCCCAUGCGUCAUACAUUGUUUACUUGUUUUCUCCUGUUUGUACGUCUGUGAACUCUUAAGAUUGUAUUUUCCAAAGAUGUUUUUAAAGUCAGCCACAAGAAUGUACGUGCACCACUUCUUGUGUAGAGAAGUGGUUAAAAACCAAACAAUGCGAUCACCCAGGCCAUUAUGCCAGCAAUUAUGAUUGUUUUCCCAUUACAUGUAUUUUUACCUACCUGAUAACUGUUUACCUCUGGUUGCAGUCUGUAUUAAUUCUGUGUGUGUGUUGGGGGGGACACACAAUGUAUUGGUGGUGUUGAAGCUGGUUAUUAAAUAACCAUACUGGGUAGGUUUUGCCUUUUGCUCAAGGAUGGUUGGUUCCAUUUGGAUAGUCUUAUAUUUUGUGUAUGACACGAAUGUCAAUAAAUGUGUGUGUCUUAUCGGAGACGUGUA
Messenger RNA from Scatophagus argus, 4280 nucleotides. RefSeq names its product nuclear receptor-binding protein-like. Lineage: Eukaryota; Metazoa; Chordata; Actinopteri; Scatophagidae. The coding region runs from base 393 to 1967 and encodes 524 amino acids. The record is from RefSeq and is a predicted model, not a curated record. Gene Ontology annotation, molecular function: protein kinase activity; ATP binding. The transcript is spliced from 18 exons. Gene Ontology annotation, biological process: protein phosphorylation; intracellular signal transduction; endoplasmic reticulum to Golgi vesicle-mediated transport. Gene Ontology annotation, cellular component: cytoplasm; endomembrane system.